Molecule: messenger RNA, 1165 nt
Organism: Panicum hallii
Lineage: Eukaryota; Viridiplantae; Streptophyta; Magnoliopsida; Poales; Poaceae
Product: nicotinamidase 1-like
Exons: 5
Coding region: 127-864 (245 amino acids)
Biological process (GO): pyridine nucleotide salvage
Molecular function (GO): nicotinamidase activity
Source: RefSeq, a predicted model, not a curated record
CUCCAUUCCGCCUUCCUCACACACGGGGACCUUUCGCCGUUGAGAGGUCAAUCGUAGGUCGAGAACCCGCUGAGCGCGAACCGGUCCAACUCGAGGAGGAGCAAGAGGAGCAGCGGGAGGCGGCGAAUGGGGACGGAGGCCGCCGCGUCCGCCGUGAGCCUGCUCCGGUCGCAGAUCCCGUUCCAGACCGACGGGGAGCUCGUCCUCCCGCCGCGCGGGGUGGGGCUCGUCCUCGUCGACCUCUGCAACGGUUUCUGCACCGUCGGCGCCGGGAACCUCGCUCCUGUUGCACCAAACAAGCAGAUCGAAAAGAUGGUGGGAGAGGCUGCUAGGCUCUCUAAGCUUUUCUGUGAUAGAAACUGGCCAAUCUUUGCGUUUCUUGAUACCCACUAUCCAGAUAAGCCUGAACCGCCAUAUCCCCCUCACUGUAUCAUUGGUACUGGGGAGGAGAACUUUGUUCCAGAUCUGGAGUGGUUGGAAAAGGAACCAAAUGUGACUAUAAAGAGGAAAAGUUGUAUUGAUGGGUACAUCAGCUGUAUGGAGAAGGAUGGGUCCAGUGUUUUUGCUGAUUGGGUUGCAAAAAAUCAAAUCAAAACUAUCUUGGUGCUCGGAAUAUGCACAGACAUCUGUGUUUUGGAUUUUGCAAGCUCAACUCUGGCUGCUCGAAAUAUUGACCGAGUGCCUCCAUUACAAGAUGUUGUGAUUUAUUCCGAGGGUUGUGCUACAUAUGACCUUCCUGUUGAGGUUGUGGCAAAUGUUAAAGGAGCUCUUGCCCAUCCACAGGAUCUUAUGCAUCAUGUCGGGCUCUACAUGGCCAGAGGAAGGGGUGCAAAGGUAGUUGACAGGGUUGUUGUUGAACCUUGAAUAAAAAACUUGACCUUGUCAUUACUGAUGAUGUUAAUAGUGUUUGCUCUGCCCUCUCAUCCUACCAAUGGAAUAAUCAGAUAUGCAUGCAUGAAGUUGUCGAGAAACAAUGUGAUGCUAGCGAUAAUCACCUUUGAAUCUGUAAAGAUGGGUUCAUUUUGUGGUUAAGCUGUACAUAUUAUUUAAUAGUAUCCCAAAUUGUCCAGCUAAACAUGCGUCAGUUUAACGCGCACUGUAUUUUCUCAUUGGUUACUAAUGUUCAGUUCUGGGAUUGUAUAAUCGUAUUUAAUAAAGUAUAAAA